Penicillium waksmanii is the source of this 2175-nucleotide messenger RNA. Its product is annotated as AAA family ATPase SEC18. The transcript has 5 exons. Lineage: Eukaryota; Fungi; Ascomycota; Eurotiomycetes; Eurotiales; Aspergillaceae. The coding region runs from base 1 to 2175 and encodes 724 amino acids. The record is from RefSeq and is a predicted model, not a curated record. Gene Ontology annotation, molecular function: ATP hydrolysis activity; ATP binding. Gene Ontology annotation, biological process: intra-Golgi vesicle-mediated transport; Golgi to plasma membrane protein transport; SNARE complex disassembly. Gene Ontology annotation, cellular component: Golgi stack.
AUGCCGACCCGCCCACCGGUCGGAGGAGGACGCACUGGAGGGCCGGAAUGGAAGCUUCAGCCCAGCAAGAGCCCGAAUGACAACUAUACUUUUGGCAACAUCAUCGCCGUCUCGCCUCUGGAUAUCCCGCCAACCCGCGAUGGCACCGACCUUUAUCUCCUGAUCAAUGAUCUCUAUGUGUUCUCCGCCCGCCCCCUAGACGGAUUUCCUCCGGGAUGCAUCGGCAUGUCGGAUCCUCAACGAACAUGGGCGCGGGUUGGAUUGAGAGAUACCGUCAAGGUCGAGCUGUAUGACCAAUUUAGCCAGGGUGGGCAAGCAUAUUUGGGGUCUGCCGACAUUGAAAUCAGCUUUGCGUCCGCAAGAAAGCGCACUGAAGUUCCAUAUGAUCAAGAUGAUCUGGCGAAGGCAGUCAUUAGCAAUUUCCAAAACCAAUUGUUUGCGCCCGAGCAAAGACUUCUCAUGGACCACAAGAGCAUCCCUCUUCUAUUGAGUGUCAAAACCGUUCAACGUGUCGAUUGGUCUGAGAAGGUCGAUCUGAACUCUGGGAAAAUUGAGACGGACCCCAUCGCACGCGGGACCGGACUUAAUAUGAAGGCCUCCAACCGCCGCCCAGCUGCGAACUCGAUCAUUCAGCCAGGGUUCAAGUUUGAAGACAUGGGUAUUGGUGGUCUCGAUUCAGAGUUCAGCACCAUCUUUCGUCGAGCCUUUGCGUCUCGCAUUUUCCCUCCCGGAUUGGUGGAGAAGCUCGGCAUUCAUCACGUUAAGGGUCUUCUGCUCUAUGGACCUCCCGGUACUGGCAAAACCUUGAUUGCACGACAGAUUGGUAAAAUGCUGAAUGCCAGAGAACCGAAGAUCAUCAACGGUCCUGAGGUUUUGAAUAAAUACGUCGGUCAAUCUGAAGAAAACAUCCGAAAAAUGUUCGCGGACGCCGAGAAGGAAUACAAAGAGAAGGGUGAUGAGAGUGGACUACAUAUCAUCAUUUUCGACGAGCUCGAUGCCGUUUGCAAGCAACGUGGUAGUGGCGGAGGUGGUGGCACCGGCGUGGGCGAUAGUGUUGUUAACCAACUGCUGUCGAAGCUCGAUGGUGUUGACCAACUUAACAACAUCUUGCUCAUUGGUAUGACCAAUCGUAUGGACAUGAUCGACGAGGCUCUGCUACGUCCUGGUCGUCUAGAGGUUCACAUGGAGAUCUCUCUUCCCGACGAGCAGGGCCGAAGCCAGAUUCUCAAAAUCCACACUGAGAAGAUGCGUACCAAUAAAGUCAUGGAUACUGAUUCUGCCUCUUCUUUUGCAUUCUCCCGUCAUGUUAAAGUUGGCACUAUGGCAAGUAUCAACGAUGAUGUCGUCAAUAUGAAAGUGAACCGGGCCGAUUUCCACAAAGCUCUCGACGAGGUCAAGCCUGCUUUUGGUGUGUCUGAGGAGGAGCUUUCAAGCCGCAUUCAAUAUGGCAUGAUUCAUUACUCCGAGACUAUCAAGGAGAUUAUGCGCGAGGGUGAGCUGUUCGUCAAGCAGGUCAGCAGCCAAGAAGAGUCCACUCCACUCUUCUCGGUAUUGUUGCAUGGCCCCACUGGAAGCGGCAAGACCGCUCUGGCAUCGAAGAUUGCGAUCGAGUCUGGAUUCCCUUUCGUCAAGUUGAUCAGCCCUGAAGACAUGGUCGGCUUCAGCGAACCGGCCAAGGUGGCGCACAUUAGUCGCAUCUUUGACAGUGCCUAUAAGAGUCGUACCAGUAUCGUCGUUGUUGACAACAUCGAGCGAAUUAUCGACUGGGUGCCGAUUGGCCCUCGCUUCAGUAACAGCGUGCUGCAGGCGUUGAUGGUUUUCCUUCGCAAGCAGCCCACCCAUGGACGGCGCCUGCUGAUUCUGGCCACGACCACCGAGCGCGCUUUGAUGAAGCAGCUUGAUAUCUACAACUCUUUCAACUCGGACAUCAUGGUUCCCAAUGUGCAAACAUUUACCGAGCUGCGGUUCGUCAUGGAGGAAUCCAAGGCCUUCGAUGCUCAAGAGAUCGCCCGGGCACUAGAUGGUAUCGGUGGCCUAGCGGACGAAAGUCGUAUCAGCGUCGGUAUCAAGAAGGUCCUGCUUGGAAUCGAAACUGCCAAGCAAGAUACAGAUAAGGUCGGCCGCUUUGUGCGUGUUAUCAACAGGGCCAUUGAGGAGGAGCAAUUCUUUUCCUAG